Molecule: messenger RNA, 1349 nt
Organism: Caenorhabditis elegans
Lineage: Eukaryota; Metazoa; Nematoda; Chromadorea; Rhabditida; Rhabditidae
Gene: mpst-7
Product: Rhodanese domain-containing protein
Exons: 5
Coding region: 7-1272 (421 amino acids)
Molecular function (GO): sulfurtransferase activity
Source: RefSeq, marked reviewed
AAAACUAUGCAAAAGUGGUCAGUUGGAGUUCGGCCAAAAGAAUAUGAAACGAAAACUGUAGAGGAUGUCUAUAACACAGUUGAAGAGGUUGAUGGAAAAGAAUAUGAGGAUCCAGAUUAUUUUUAUGAUGAACUUGGAAGAGUUAGAAGAUCCGAGAGACGCAUGGCUAAAAAAGUUCCGAUGAUGGCGACCCCUCCACCGAUCCCACCGCCGAUGACACCCACCCAUAUUGCCAUUCAUAACCCAAAAAAUAGCACAUCAAAACGAUGGAAAAUUGCAUGCGUCUCAGCUACAGUAACCCUACUUGCAGUAUUCAUACUUGCAACAAUUCUAUCAUUCUUCUUUUUUGUCUCAUCCUCAAAUACUUUCCAAAAAGAAUCGUACGGUUUGCCUCGCCCAUCAAUGGAAUCAAGUCUUCUUUCUAAAAGAUCCGAUAUGGAAAUGACACCAAACCAUUUGUUGACUCUUUUGAUUACAAAACGAAAGAUUUGUAUACUAGAAGCUGCGAGCGGGGAUGAAGCGAAAAGUCGUGACGCAUUCUCUGUUGAUCAUAUUGAAUCAGCCCGCCUCAUUUUCCAUUCAAAUCUUAGUCAUGCUGGCGUUCCAGUACAUCCACUUCAAUUUCAACGAUUCGCAAGAUCUCAGGGAAUUGAUAAUGAUUGUCACGUCAUAGUAUAUGAUAGAGGACAAAUGAUUUGGAGUUCUUAUACUGUUUGGAUUUUCAAAUUAUUCGGACAUCAAAAAGUUUCGCUGCUUUCGGGUGGAUAUUUGGGAUGGAAAACUCAUCAAGCAAGAAGUGGACAAUAUAAAACGGAGCAAGGAGAUGCUCCAAGAAAACCAAGACAAGGAGAUUUUCUUGCUUCAUGGAAUGAUUCUGUAAUUAUAACGUAUGAUGAUGUUCUUCUAAAUUCUGAAAUUGACAAUUUUGAUGUAGUGGAUGCACAGACAAAAGAUGAAUUCUUGGGAACUGCUCAAGGAGCAUUGUAUGGACAUAUAAAAGGAGCACGGAAUAUUCCAGUGGAUGCAGUAUACGAUUGGGCUGUUGGGCAGUGGAAGGAUGCAGAUCAUUUGAAAGGACUUUUUAAUAAUAAUGCAUUAUCAUUGAGGAAACCUGUGAUUAUAUACUGUUCCACGUCACUUCGAUCGGCAAUGGUUUGGUGGGCUUUGACACGAUCUGGUUACAAUGGGAAGAUCUAUUUUGGCGGGUGGCCUGAAUGGGUAGUCAGAGCACCUGACGGUUUGAGAGUCAUCGGAGCAACGACGGAGACUUGACGCUAAAAGAAGAUCCAUGUUAAAUAUUAUAUGCAUAAAAUGCGGGUAAAAGUGAAUAUUGAAUAAAGUUCAUGAAA